Messenger RNA from Dermacentor silvarum, 1741 nucleotides. RefSeq names its product phosphatidylinositol-glycan biosynthesis class W protein-like. NCBI's taxonomy places the organism in Eukaryota, Metazoa, Arthropoda, Arachnida, Ixodida, Ixodidae. The transcript is spliced from 8 exons. The record is from RefSeq and is a predicted model, not a curated record. Gene Ontology annotation, molecular function: glucosaminyl-phosphatidylinositol O-acyltransferase activity. The coding region runs from base 231 to 1697 and encodes 488 amino acids. Gene Ontology annotation, biological process: GPI anchor biosynthetic process; protein localization to plasma membrane. Gene Ontology annotation, cellular component: membrane; endoplasmic reticulum.
UGCAGUGUCUGCUACUUUUGAUCGAGUCGCUGUAGUGGCGCUAAUCUUGCAGUUGGUUUCGUCCUGAUUUCGUCUAUUUCAUCGUCGCAGUAGUGUGCACGCAAAUUGCACUGCCUUUCAGUGGCAUGAACGAUGACAAUUGUAGAAAACCUACAGUACGUUGUUUGAACAUGCCAUUGGCAUAGACGAUUUCUUUCUUCUAGAGCGUCUUCGGGAACGAGUUAGGUACCAUGGACAAAUCAGAAAAGGCUGUUCAUGAGGCGUUCGUAACGUCUAAAGGUGGCUGUAAUCCUGUGGAGCUCCUACUUAUUGGCGGUCUGUUGAUGUACAGCACCGUUCUUCACUCAACGCUUGCGCAGUUGCCUGCCAUCAGAACAUUGAGAAAAAACAUCUGGUUUUCUGCAAGUCUUGCUAUCUUUGUUCAGUGCGUACCAUUCAUUUUGUCUUUCACUCUUCUUGCGGACUACUGGGCUUGCUUAGUGUUCACAGUCAUCGCCCUAGCACUUGGAAUACGGCUCUCACAACGCCUGUUUGACCAGUGGAUCCCAAUUGCAAGGAAUCAGGGAAAGAAAUUGGCCAAAAAUAGAAGUAUUGCCAAAGUGGCACCUCAUGACUACCCUGGACUAACGUCGGGUCGUGCACAAGUCAUUCUAAUGACCAUCUUUGGCAUUUUGGCUGUGGAUUUUUCAACAGUGCCCCGGUACUUUGCCAAAACUGAGAAGACAGGUUUCAGUCCUAUGGACCUAGGUGUUGGUGCCUUUGUCAUAAUUGUGGCCAUCAGUUCUCGAGAGGCCAAGAACAGCCUUCCUGCAGAGCGCCUGCAACAUGUGUGGAAAGCAGUGCGUGGCAGUAUAGCCCUUGUCAUUUUGGGGAUGCUACGUCUGUUUAUGGUGACUGUCUUGAACUACCAAAACCCUGCUCAUGAGUAUGGUGUCCACUGGAACUUCUUUUUCACACUAGCGUGCACCAGGAUUUUGACAUCAAUGGUGUAUGCGACCGUGCCGAUUCACUUGGACUGGGUGGUUGCUGUCGUCCUGGCCUGCAUGUAUGAAGCCUGCCUCCUGUUCACUCCACUGGCAGUAUUCCUGGACAGUGAUGACCGGUCAGGUUUCCUGGCAGCAAACAAGGAAGGCCUUGCCUCCAUUGUUGGCUAUGUGGCACUGCACUUGGCUGCUGCGGCGUCAGCAAGAACAUUUGGCUAUAAGCCACGGAACAAUGCUCGUGACUGGAUUAUGACGGGACUGCAGGCUGCUGGAGUGACUGCUGUUGCUUUUGCAGCAACUUACAUCAUGCACACUGCAGUGGAUCCUGUUUCGAGGAGGCUUGCAAACCUGUCAUACUGCUUGUGGAUGUACUCGCUUGGAACAUUUGCAGUUGCCCUGAGUGUCGUGGUCACAUUCCUCCGUGUAGCUUUCCUGCCUCCUGAUGCACACAUAGACUACAAUCUUUUUGCCGUGACCAACACUGACAACACUCACACUGAUGUUGACAUACUGUGGAAAAGCAUCAACUACAAUGGAAUGGCUGUAUUUCUCCUUGCAAAUAUUCUGACUGGACUGGUGAAUGUUUUCUUUCAUCCAAGGACUGCCACGGAUGGCGUGUGUGUGGUUGCACUGGUCAGUUAUAUUUAUGCAGUGUGCAUGUUUGCUGUAAUCUUGCAUCACAAGAAGAUAAAGUUAAAGCUGCCAUUCACGUGAGUUUAGCUGUUUUAUUUCGGACUUGUAUAAAUAAAGUAGCCAAG